AUGCGUCUCCCAAAGCGGAGCGUCUUCCACCGUCCUCAUGAGGAGAUCAGCCAUCUCUACACUCUUUUCUACCCAAACUCACUGCAUGCUGCUCAGGCGGACGCAGCUAGGCGUCGCGGCGUGGACCUGGUGCAUCGCGUCUACCUCUCUCGCUCCUCCUCUCCCUGCCCCGUAGCCAUCGAAUGCACCGCGGCACUGGUCGAUGCUCUCCUCCUUGAUGCGGCGCUCAGCCCUAGUAUAGGCGGCGCAAGUGGCUCAGCAGUACGGUCAGCACUGUCCCUCUCCCUCAUUCGACUGGUCAACUCCCUCGCCGACUCUCUCCAGCAAGGCGUGUACGCAAAGAGCAUCGCAGCGAUUGCUGAGCGUCAGCUCGGUCUGCCGCAGUCAUUCGUUGAAUUCAGGCAUAGGGCUACACAUGAGGAUCUGCCUAGCUUGACGGUGUGUAGGGAGGCUGCCAUUGCCGCCGUUUCUUGGCUUCAAAUCAACUAUUGGAUCCCAACGCUUCAAGCGCUCGAUUUGCAAUCGCAAGGUCACGCAGGAUGUGAUCUCCAGCAGCGCGCUCGACACGACAGCGAGCGGCCGCCCAUCGCCUCUACAUCGAGCGUCGUCGACUUAGCCUCUCAGCGCGCUUCCGCCUCUGCCUCCCUGGAAGCCAUCCUCAACUCGUAUCGCCGCCUGGCGAAAGCAAUUGCGCGCGAUCAGUCGCUGCGUAAGAGGAAUCGUGCCAGUCUGCAGGACAUUUUCAGGGAGCUAGAUGCGUGGAGGCAGAGGACCGAUGCCCUCCUGCCCCGACUUGAGGAUCCUGACGAGGACGACAGCGGCGAAGAGGACGAAGGCGACGACGAAGAUGAAGAACAGGCAGGUAGGCGUUGGUCUUCCGAUGCAGCAGGCAACGAGCAGAUCAACGGUGCACAGCUCAGCGCAGCAGACGGGCUCCUCCUCACCUCUCUCCUGAAGCCAGGCGUAGGCAUAGUCCCCUUGGCCAAGAGCAAGCGGCCUAAACGCAACCUCGCCCUCUCAGAGGACAUAAAGCAGACGUGGGAGUACCUGUUCGAAGCGCAACCAAAACUGCGAGGCCAACUCGUAGAGCAUAUCGUCAAGGCCCUCACUGACGGAGCAGAUGCAGCUGAGGAGGACGAAGAGGAGCCGCCGCUCUUGUCAAGGGACGCAUCCUACGCUCGUACACUACAAGCCUGGCUUCUCCACCUCAUCGACGCCGAUGGCGAGGAAGACGUGGUUCGCCGACUCAUGGCAUCUCUCCUCGCUGGUCGGUCCAAUGCACCAGCAAAGAAAUCCGCCUCAUCCACCCUCCCAGCCAUACUCGCCCUCCUCUCCCGCCGUAAAGAGCGAGGAGAGAAUACGGCCCAGCUGGAGAAUCUCGUUGCUCUUGUACAGCGAAGGGAGCAGGAUGAGACUGCUGCGGUGCAGGCGGAGGAGGAGCCGUUGCUCAAGGGGUUUGAGGACAUGGGUGGGAGCGCUGCAGCGCAAGCCGUAGGUGCGCUACAGGUUGACGAUGAGGUGGGCAAAGAGUCGCAGGAUCUUGACACGCUCUUGACCUUGAUGGAGCAGCGGCGGCUUGCUGCCUUUGCACCGCCUCAGCCACCGCCUCCGCGGCAGGAAGGUGGACCAGAGGUGGAUAUGCAAGUAGAUGACAGUGAUUCAGAGGACGACGAUGGAGCUGAGGGCAUUGCACACGCUUCACCACCUGCCCUGCCCCCUGGCUGGUCACUGCCCAGCAAAGACGAGUGGCAGCCUACGCCCAUCGGCUGUUUAGCUGGCCAGGUACCGGACUUCUUUCGCCUCACCACUCAAGCCAACAGAUUGCAGGCUUGA
Messenger RNA from Jaminaea rosea, 1833 nucleotides. Its product is annotated as Las1-domain-containing protein. Gene Ontology annotation, cellular component: Las1 complex; preribosome, large subunit precursor. Gene Ontology annotation, molecular function: endonuclease activity. The record is from RefSeq and is a predicted model, not a curated record. The transcript is spliced from 2 exons. NCBI's taxonomy places the organism in Eukaryota, Fungi, Basidiomycota, Exobasidiomycetes, Microstromatales. Bases 1 to 1833 code for a protein of 610 amino acids. Gene Ontology annotation, biological process: maturation of LSU-rRNA; maturation of 5.8S rRNA.